AUGACGACCUUAGAAAACAGCCUCAUCCUUGGGAUAUUAGCCCGUGCUUUCUAUCUGCCUUUGAUAGCUUCCUAUAAAAACGUUACUAUCCCAGCAGAGCUAAAGUCAGUUGUAGCUAAAGUCUUGGUCAACACCACAUCCUGCAGUGUGACCUGUGGGCUGGGCUUCAAAGUGGAGGAGAUGUGUGAGAUCACUCCCGGCGGAGAGAGGAGGAAUUGUUCCUUACGCAGGUCGGACUGCCUGACCAGCUGGAUUUGUGGCUUACUCCACUUCACAGUCCCUGUGGGCAAACCAUUUGAGAUCAGCUGCCUGAGCUCAGAUGCGACUGGCAUUGAUAGCCAAGCCUAUAUUUACACGUGGAGGCUUGCCCGAGGCCUCAUCACGACAAAUGAUGUACUGUUCAAACCGUUCAAAAAUGCUGACUCUGUCAUCAGACUUUCCCCUACCAGAGAGAGUGAUGCAGGGACUUACCGAUGUGAUGUGCAGCUGACGAAGACGUUCAAAGUCAUCAAGAGGAUCUACUUUGGGGUCAGAGUGAUCCGAAGUGACUUAGUGGAUCUGAACUUUCAAAAAUCCUUGACUUUGGAGCAGAAAAUAGCGGAAAAUGAAGAGGAAGGAAACAAACAAAACAUCACCCACAUAGAAAUACGACAGCAGCAGAGCUCUUGGAAGAGUAAAUUAUUGAAGGAGCCCAUGAUAGGAGUUGGAAGUGGGGUGAUAGGUGGUGUCUUGGUGAGCAUAGCUCUCUACUUUUUGCGGAAGAUUUGGAGAAGCAAUGCUACAGAGAAAUGA
Rhea pennata is the source of this 792-nucleotide messenger RNA. It is a transcript of the gene TMEM81, whose product is annotated as transmembrane protein 81. The record is from RefSeq and is a predicted model, not a curated record. NCBI's taxonomy places the organism in Eukaryota, Metazoa, Chordata, Aves, Rheiformes, Rheidae. The transcript has a single exon. Bases 1 to 792 code for a protein of 263 amino acids.